AUGAAGAAGAGUUCAAAGGGUAGUGGCAAGCCUCCUUUGACGCCCAAGAAAAGAAAAGUCUCCACUGCUAAUGUAAUUCUUGUCGAAGAUGAUGAAGAAGAUACUCCUCCAACUCCACUUAAGAAAAAGCAGAAAAAGAAUAAGGACAAACCUACCACUCCCCUCAUUUCUACCGCCAAUCAGAGUGAUCCUUCGAGCUACAUGAAUCCAUCUCCUCCUCCGACAAUCAGUGGUGCUGUCCAAAACAAAGGAUCUUCGACUGGAGCCCAAAAUCUCGAAGAAGAUAACGCCCAGAACGAACAAGAAACCUCUUCUCCUGGUGAAGAUGGUAAAAGAGAUUUGAAGCACGUUGACAAGAAGGACUCAGCAGAGAAAGAAGAUUCUGAGGAUACUCCCAGUAAUUCUCCUGCAAGAGUUGAGUUCCCUUCAGAUGAUGCUGAUGAGGAUGAUCAGGAUUCUGAUGAGAUUGAGGGGUACUUUCAGGAAGAUGAAGACAUGAAUAUGGGAGAAGCUGAUCCUGAAGGAAAUCAAACUAGAACUGGUGACGCCAACAUCGACACGGUCCCAAAUCCAAUUAAAGUUCGACCAUCCAUCAUCCAGACUUCGCCUAUAUCGCUUACUGAGGAGGAGAAAAAAGCUUUAAAACAAAAUGAUCCCCUCAAGUAUGUAAGGUUAAUGAUGACUCAAAGAGAAUCUUCUUCAGAGCAAAGCAUUUCUGGAGCUUCGACCCAUUCUGGUGCUAGUGCAAACGAAGCAUCACAUGACGAACUCCUUCAGCAAGUGAAGAAGGCAGUUUUUGAUGUAGAUCUCUUUGAAGAAUUAAGGAAUGAUGUGGGAGCGAGCUUUGGCAUAAAGAAGAUGAUAAGCAAGAUUAACAUCACUGCUUACCCCACUGAUAUAGGUGAAGCCCUUAUCGAUAAUCAGAACCUCAUUGACCAAGUCUGUGCUGAAUACCAAUUGCAGAAGAAGAUUUCUGAUGCUAAGGCGAAGCAGGCUGCUAUCCAAGGCUUAGAUAAUACUGAAGCUGAUGAUCUGGCGAAGCAGAGCGUAGAUCAUGUCGAAAAGGCUACUGCUAUGAAUGAAGAUAUUGCACGCCUCAGAGGGGUUCAAGCUGCUGUUCAAUACAAGAUUGGCUUGGCGAAGAAAAAGUAUGAUCGGAUGAGGGCCACUAUUCCUUUUUGA
This is a messenger RNA of Lathyrus oleraceus (garden pea), 1182 nucleotides long. RefSeq lists its product as uncharacterized. The transcript has 4 exons. Bases 1 to 1182 code for a protein of 393 amino acids. NCBI's taxonomy places the organism in Eukaryota, Viridiplantae, Streptophyta, Magnoliopsida, Fabales, Fabaceae. The record is from RefSeq and is a predicted model, not a curated record.